AUGCCGUAUCGAAUGGUAUUCAAUGUCGACGGGGGCUGCCGCUGGAACGGGCAGCCCAACGCCAUUGGCGCCGCGGCCGCCUGCCUUUACUACGGCCGCAAUGACGACUACUGGUCCCGAUCAGAAAUACUCCCCGAUUCUCCCACUCCCACCAGCUCACGGGCGGAACUCAUGGCAAUCAACCUGGCGUUGGAGUGGGCCCUGGAGAGAUGCGAAGAACUGCAUUCAGAUCCGUAUUGUAUAAUCGAGAUAUACUCGGACUCCCAGUUUGCCGUCGACUGUAUGACGUACUGGCGGGAUAUAUGGCCCGAUAAUGGUUGGCUGAACGGUCGCGGCUGCGAGGUUGCUAAGAAAGACCUCCUCGAAAAGGCAUUUGCAAAGCACCACCAGAUAUUGGACGAGUUUGGCGAGGUGAAUUACUACUGGAUCCCACGAGAGGAGAACGACGAUGCCGAUUGGGAAUGCAAUGAGGCCUUGGACGAGAAGGAAGACGAGAUGUUCGGAGUGAGCGAGACGCCAGGGGAGACAGGCGGCUACUAUGAGAUUUCUUCAGACUCGGAGUACUAUUCGAGUGACGACGACUAUUACUACCAAAGCUCAUCCGAUGAAGCAUGGUAG
Pestalotiopsis fici W106-1 is the source of this 618-nucleotide messenger RNA. RefSeq lists its product as uncharacterized. The transcript has a single exon. The coding region runs from base 1 to 618 and encodes 205 amino acids. The record is from RefSeq and is a predicted model, not a curated record. Gene Ontology annotation, biological process: DNA replication, removal of RNA primer. Lineage: Eukaryota; Fungi; Ascomycota; Sordariomycetes; Amphisphaeriales; Sporocadaceae. Gene Ontology annotation, molecular function: RNA-DNA hybrid ribonuclease activity; nucleic acid binding.